Molecule: messenger RNA, 1320 nt
Organism: Heterotrigona itama
Lineage: Eukaryota; Metazoa; Arthropoda; Insecta; Hymenoptera; Apidae
Source: the annotation of a GenBank genome assembly
AGGCUCAUCCUGAACGACAAACUUCAGAGGCGUCACACGACGCCGACGUUGCUCUCGGGCUCGGGCACCAGGAUGAGUCCGAAGGGGCCGGGCAGUCAGGAGGGCCCAAAGAUGGAGGUGAGGGUGUCGUGCGUGCCGACGCCGGGCGCGGAACCUCAAGGCAUCCGAGUGAAGAUCCCCGAGCCGAAGAAACGACCCACCAGCCCUCUGGUCGACGAUCCGAUGCGCGCCAGGUGUCCCUCCGUCCCCGAGAAGGAUCUCUACAAGAAGGCCGUGUCGUUGGAUCGUCGGGACAGGUACCCGACGUUGUCCGGCGCCGAGAUCAAACGAGGAUUGAUCCCCGGUGGCGUCGACGUGCCCCGUACCACCAGGAGGAACCCGAUGCUCGAUCGGAAAUAUCGAUUUCCAACCAUCUCCGGCGCGGAGCUGAAACGCGGCCUCGCCGUCGGCAAGUGUCCCCUGGAGGACGGGCUGGAUCUCAGCCUGGCACCCUGGCCGGGCAUGAAGUGGGCCUGCGUCAGGGUGUUGCACCUGUACUGCAAGGUGUUCGACCAGUUCGAGCUGUUCGAGCUGAUAGUUAGAAAGAACUGCACCAGUUGCAAGUGCCCGCGAGAGGCGCACGAUGUGUGCCACGAGGAAUGGGCGUCGGUCAGGUCUCGUUUGGGCCUGAAAGGCGAGGAAUCCUCGCAUCCGAUCGUUUUCGACCCGAGGGCAAAGGGCCUUGCCUGGGCACCUCCUGGCCUACCAGCUCACAAGGUGGAAGAAUAUUUCUCGAUGCUGCCAGAAAUAUCCGUGCCCAGGUUAGGCACGCCUGGGGAACGAUACAGGGACCGACAAUUGGCGAUUCAAUUGCCUAAGCAGGACUUAGCCACAGCUUAUUGUCGCCAUUUGAAUCCGAAACACGUCAACAGCGCCGACGACUUUAUGACGGCGAGGAACGAGAUCGCGUUGGACAUCGGGAGCGUGCAGGAAAUACUCGAGACAGAUGUCAAUUGCGGCGCGUGUGACGUACUGUUACCAUACGGCAGCCUCGUCGUGUCAGCGAGCAAAUUGGACCUCUUCUAUCAUCCUGCUUGUUUCCGAUGUACGAAAUGCAAGGAACUUCUGGUUGAUCUCGCUUACUGCGUCCACGACAACACUCUGUUCUGCGAGAGGCACUAUGCCGAACAGCUGAAGCCGAGGUGCGCAGCUUGCGACGAGUACGAUUUUCCUGCGCCUGUGCGAGAUUGUCAAACAAUUUAUUCCAGCGGAGAUCUUUAUUUCUUCUUUGGAAUCACCUUGUUAUUCUCCGCGAACGGUCUGAAUCCGCUUCAAUCGUAA